CAUGGAUAAGAAGGAGUCGGGAGGCGUGAAAGUGCUGAACCCAUCGCAACCGGAGCUGUCGGUCAGCGUUCAUCCGGAACUGGCGGUGACUAAAGUAGUGGUCCAUCCGUUGGUAUUGCUGUCAGUCGUGGAUCACUUCAACCGAAUGGGCAAAAUCGGGAACCAGAAGCGAGUCGUCGGCAUUCUCUUGGGAUCACUCAAAGCCAAAGGCAUUCUCGACAUAUCCAACAGUUUCGCCGUUCCGUUCGAUGAGGACGAGAGGGACCGCAGUGUGUGGUUCUUGGAUCACGACUAUCUGGAGAACAUGUACGCCAUGUUCAAGAAGGUGAACGCGAAGGAGAGGAUCGUUGGCUGGUAUCACACCGGACCCAAACUCAACCAAAACGACAUCUCCAUCAACGAACUGAUCCGCAAGUAUUGCCACAACUCUGUGCUCGUUAUCAUUGACGCCAAACCCCGAGAUCUGGGACUCCCGACGGAGGCCUACAUCGCGGUGGAAGAGGUUCACGACGACGGGUCGCCCACUUCCAAGACAUUUGAACACGUUUUGAGCGAAAUCGGCGCCGAAGAGGCCGAAGAAGUGGGUGUCGAACACUUGUUGCGUGACAUCAAAGACACCACUUUAGGCACAUUGUCUCAGAGAGUGACCAAUCAGUUAAUGGGUCUGAAAGGUCUUGAAUCGCAGAUCGAUUCGAUCCGCAAGUAUUUAGAACUCGUGGUGAACAACAAACUGCCGAUCAAUCACCCCAUCAUUUACUUACUCCAAGACAUCUUCAAUCUGUUGCCCAACACUUCCCAAGAAUUGUUCGUGAAGUCCACGUUUGUCAAGACCAACGACCAGAUGCUUGUCGUCUAUUUGGCCGCUUUGGUCCGUUCGGUGAUUGCUUUGCAUAAUCUCAUCAACAAUAAGAUCACUAAUAGAGACGCAGAGAAAAAGGAAAAUCAACCCAAAGAUACCAAACUCAAGGAUAAUAAGGACUCGACCGCAGAAAAGGACUCAAAAGACUCCAAAGAGAGUAAUGAGAAGAAAGAUUCGGAUUCUAAGAGCAAAAAGACUUCAAAA
This is a messenger RNA of Medioppia subpectinata, 1063 nucleotides long. The record is from the annotation of a GenBank genome assembly. NCBI's taxonomy places the organism in Eukaryota, Metazoa, Arthropoda, Arachnida, Sarcoptiformes, Oppiidae.